AUGCAUCGGUCAAUCACCGAACGACUGGUUGCAAAGGCAGAAUCAAAGGUAAUUCCUCUGGUCUAUGCCGAAGGGCAGUUAUUUCCAACAAUAUUUUGGUACAGUUUAGAUGACGGCUCUAUCCCUGGUGCCAUGCCAACAGCACUAUGGGCAAACAAGCAGACGUUGAAAAAGCUUGGCAUUGGGAGUAUGAGAGACCAUGCCAAGAUGAGAGUUUCUAAUCCUGCAAUGCCAACAUCCGUUGAUCCUGCUUAUCAUUUUAUGUUACUCGAUCAACUAACAAACCUAGGAGCAAAUGGGAAACACACUCGCUUGGUAUUACAAAGAGGCUUUUGUGACCACCAGCAAAAAGACGGUGUGAGUUUUCGAGACAGAAGCGACUCUGCAGAACUUUACGGCGACACAUCAGAAAAUCAUGCCAAUGUUCAUAAGUUGGCAGCACUUGUCGAAGAAAGGAGGCCCCAUUACUUCUUCACUCAGACCUGUAACCAGAAAACAUGCAGUGGCUUGCGUGUGGUGAGGGAAUGGCUCAUCUCAAAGGAAGCAGUAAUGUUGAUCUGCGCAAAAUAUGGAUUGGACAUGGAUGAAGCAUCACAAUAUUUGAGAGAAUCUGCUGCAUCGUAUGUAUCCCGCAGUUGGAACGAAGUUGCAGAUAUGUGGAUGCGAUAUAUCAUCUACUCUCCAGAACAGCCUUUGGGUCCAAUAGACUAUGCAUGGUACCGGAAAGAGUUCCAAGAUACUCAAGGUAACUUGGCGCAUAUUCACUCCAUUCUUCGAACAUCCUACAAUGUCGAUAAUCCAAAUGAGUUGGAACUUGUGCUCAACAAAAUCAGAGGGUGUGUCAAUGAACUCAUCCAUUACCAGGAGUAUUUAGAAAUGAAAGGGAAGGGGCUGAUUUCCUCUCUAGAUCAUUUCAUUGAUAUUCUCGACCAGGCAAAAUCUUAUUUGACACACAGCUGUAACACAAGAUGCCAGAUUCCACGCACAAGAACACAAACUGGGGAAACUUACUUUGUUUGCAAGGCGCAAGACAAUUACUACAAGACUCUGACACCGUAUAGGCACACUAUUGAACCUGUCAAAGUCUCCCACACAAGAGACGCCAUUAAGAUUUACAACAACCUUGGGAUGAUGGACGGGGAUCUUGUACUUGAUGACUGCCUACUGUCAGAGUUCCAUGUUCCGAUAUGCUCCAUUGACAAUAAAAAGUUUUCUCCUACCAACGGAAACCUAUUUGCUUGCUUUCCAAGUUCGCAGAACAUCCAAUAUACAACAGGACACAUGAUAGGCGCUUAUUUGGUGAAAUAUGUGACAAAGAUGGAUGAUGUUGCAAGGGUUGAGUUGAAACCACAAGCAAAGUUUGAUAAGACCCGUGCUAGAGGAGUAAUUGAAGAGCUUCACAACACAAAAAUCACUUCAAAUAAAAUCCAUGCUAGUCAAACUAGAAAGAAGAAUUCGAAUUAUGGGAGACUUGUAACUCAGACGGAAUGUCUCUCUGUUAUUCUUGGUGAAGACCUUGUAACAUCGUCGGUUCCCUUUGUCCAUUUUUCAACAUCACCCCGAGAAUACCGCCCUGCACUUUUCAAGAGAGGGCAAUGCAAUGUGGACAAUGUUCCGGAUCAUGUCGCUUACCUCACAAACAUCAAUCAAGAAAUCAGACAAGAUCGGAACUUUCCGCAGAAUCGCCUGUUUUCUUCCAAUCAAAUGAAAGUGAUUUUUGACGAAAGAUCUUCAUCCCUCACAGUUGACGCUGUCACUGUUUUCAGUAUUCGCCCCCCGGAGCUACGUUUUGUCAACAGCGUUCGGUUAUUUUUUCGGUGGUUUAAAAGGCAGUCUCUUCACCAUGACGAAGACACAUUGACACAAGGGCUACAAAAAAGACUGAGAUUAGAUGUGAUGAAAUGCUACUGGAUUGACGGCCUGAACAUGCACAUUGUCUUGCGGAGGGGUGCAUUGUCAGAAAUACUUGAUUAUACAAGAGAAUGUGACAGUGACUACUUUGGUGGUGCACGUCAGCGCCACAAAAUGAUUACUUUACUCACGCAAAUUGAGAGACUACAGAACCAGUUUGAAUUCAGUGCCAUGAAUGUUGACGAGGAUGAACUAGGGGCCCGCCGCACAACACGAGAAAGCUCAAGAAACCAAUACAACACAAUAUCGAAAUCAUUUUUAUCGUCUGAUAUAUCUACGGUGCUUCCUACUCCAUGGACCACACCUGUGUUUCCAAAGAACAGAGGUCGGUUUUUGGUGUUCAUCCUCCUUUUGUUUGGUCGUUUUGAAACUGAAUACGGCUUGAUGGAUCAAGACAACAUGAAGAAAGCCUACAUUCAUGCAGGGUUAUUUACUUCCUCUGAUGACACUGAAGUGAAAAAUGAAUCAGUCAGAUCCUUGUUGAGCCAAUACGUUCGUAAAUGCCUAUGUUGGCAGUCUGGAUCUGUAUACAAUCGCGACAGAAAUCUUGUUCUUGCCAACGCCGCCUUUUCCGAAUGUCUGCUGGGGGCUGAAGAUGAAUUGGUCAUGGGCACUCCAUGUGUGUUGCAGUCGGCAAUGAGACAAGAAACUACCAAAAAGAUCAAUUCCGAAAAGCGCAAAUUACUGGCUGCUUUCCUCCGCGCUUUGUAUAGCGAUUUGCUGAACGCCGGUUUCACAAACGCAAACCUUCCAAACAGAGACAAUAUGGAGACAAUGCAUUCCCUCACAGCUCCAUUGCGCGACGAUGGCAUUAAUGUAGAAAGCAUUGGUGUUGUAGACUACGUCUUCCCUCCAGAAUUUGCGAUCCACGGAGUACAAAGCUUUGCUUCAUACACGGAACAAAAGAAGGUUUUACAAUCAGCAAAACAUACAAUUGAUCGUUACAUGCGCGGCGUAUCUCACAAAAACGUUGUCAUAUGCGGAGGUCCGGGCAAUGGUAAAACGACAGUGUGUCAAGAAAUAUGCCUUUACGCAAUGUCCAGAGGAUUGAAGGGAAUAGCAACAAGCAUCGUUGCUGAUAGAAGUAAGGCACUUGGUGGGAUGCACAUCCACCUUCGAUGCGCAAUACCUAUAAGCGAUCGCCGAAACAUGUCUCCUGGUCGUACCGCGGAAGCUGCCCUUAUUAGCAUGUACCGAAGACCAGAGUUGCUGCACUUUUGGCGAGAACUUCAAUUCCUGUAUAUUGAUGAGUUUGGAGCAGUCAGUGCUGAGUUGUUAGCAACCAUGGACAUCAUUGCAAGGAAUGUGAAAGAUUCCAGCAGAUUCCUUGGUGGCAUUCUUGUGAUCUGUUCAAUGGAUAUUCAUCAGCUAAUGCCAAUUGAUGGCACGGCAUUGAUGCUGUCAAUGAAUAUGAUGACAGAAUUCCAUUUUACCGAACUAACAGAAUCCGUCCGAGCUGCCCGAGACGCAAAUCUUCGCAGACUGUGUCGGCUCACUCGCAUUUCUGAGUGGGAUGACAAUCUGAGGAAUGAAUUCAGAGAAAUUGUGACCAAAAAUUGUAACUUUGUUUCCACAUUCGAUGAUGUGCGAAUACCCGAAGAUGGAAUAUACGUUUUUGGCCGUAGAGCGCCUUGCGAAUCUAUUGAAAAUGUGCUGGUUAAGCGUAUGGAGAAUGAACCUACAAUUACCUUGGUUAUGUCGCCUUCUGAAGACGAAGAAUCUUCCGUAGCAGGUAACUGGAAAAUUGCUUCUUCUCCUGUUGCACAGGAAUUAUCAAGAAAGCUGAAACAGAAGAAAAAACUAUAUCUGUACAAGAAAGGAAGGUACGAAUUUACUCAUAAUCUGCAUGGGUCCUACCAGCAAGGCCAGCUUGCAAUACUACUUGACGUUGACGAAGGCGAUGUUGAUGCAAAACGAAACAUUGAACUGUACAAGGGUCCGCCAGGUUGUAAGGAGUUCCCACUCCUUGCAAACUUCAACCGAGAGUAUUUGAAGCUCCACGGCUGGGAACCAGUUGCAGUUCCAUUUCAAAUGUCAAAACCAAAAAGGAUUUGGGGUCGCAUUGUUGCUAGGAGAGCACAAUAUGGUAUCAGGUUGCGGAUAGCCUCUACCAUUCAUGCAAGCCAAGGAGCUACUUUUGGCAAGCUUGUAACCGCAGUUUGCAACAACGCUCUAUACAGCGAUUUGAAUUUUGCAUUAUGGGAUGCCGCUCAAGUGGUAGUUCUUCUAUCAAGAACAAGACACUGUUCCGAUGUCUUCUUUGUAGGAAGACCAGACGAAGUUGUUGCUCAUCUUCUGUCUGUCCUGGAGAUGACAUCAAAGUACAUGGCUCACAUUACUUCCAUAACGCAGCGCCUCUGCUCUCGUGAUGACGCCUCUUCCAUCAUACCAGGGUCACCACUUUUCCGACCAUGUGACAUUAUUCUCGACUGUAUACCUGCCGUAUAUCUUCUGGUUUCCACGAGGAGCUAUGGAUACCUUUAUAUAGGAGAGACCGUGGAUGUCCGAAGAAGACUAAAUGAUCAUAACUCGGGCCAGGGUAGUGAUUUUACAAAUAAUGAAAGACUGCUACCAUGGGUUCUUUUCGGUUAUGUUCAUGGUUUUGUUUCCUGCGAUAAUCGCCGAAACUUUGAACAGCGGUGGAAGCGACUAGGAAUGGCUCGACGGAAUGCAGCUACAUGUUCUCCUGUUGGAAUGUUAAGAAUCGCUCAAGAGAUAACUGCAACCAUGAAUAGAUACAGGUCGCUACGAAACCAACUACAGGUCCAGCAAUGUGGUUCUUAUGAACUCAAAAUCCGUGAUUCCUUCAGAAUUAUGGAACACACAUAA
Molecule: messenger RNA, 4740 nt
Organism: Cylindrotheca closterium
Lineage: Eukaryota; Bacillariophyta; Bacillariophyceae; Bacillariales; Bacillariaceae
Source: the annotation of a GenBank genome assembly